AUGAAGUCCACACUCGCCAUCUGCCUUCUUGCGGCCUUGCCUUAUAUCCAGGCGGCACCGACGUUCCCCCGCGCUCCCGUCGUCUCUAAACGACAAGGGACGGAUCCGAAUCCCCCUCUGCACGGAUCGAAGGACCUGCUCGGCUACUCGCCCAACAACAAGCUGACGGAGCAGACCACGGAGGAUAUCGUUUAUACACUGGCCGUUGGUCAGAAGGAAGAUGCCGACCUGGGAGUAUACCUGGACUUCACGAACGUUGAGAACCCACAGCCCAUCCGCGGAUCCAAGGGAGGCACUGAUCCCGGUCCCCGAACCACUGAAUUCGAUCGCCUGAACAGCGACAAGCUAGCUCCUCCCGGAACAGACCAUGGCCAGACAAUCAACGCGAACUGGCCUAUGUCUCUUAGCAAAGCCAAGCUCGGUCUCGACGGUGCGGGAUGGUCUCGUCAGGAGAACGUCGUAGUGAUGCCAGGUGCAACCAAAAUGGCAGGUGUCGACAUGCGUCUCGAAGCCCACGGAUAUCGCGAGCUGCAUUGGCAUGAAGCCGGCGAGUGGAGCCUUGUGCUGAACGGGUCGUGCAGGAUUCAGGCCGUGAAUGAAGACGGCGAGACCUUUAUCGACGAUGUGACCGAGGGCGAUGUCUGGUUCUUCCCUCCGGGCGUCCCACACUCGAUCCAAGCCCUCGACGUCGGCGUCGAGUUCCUCCUCGUCUUCGACGACGGCUCCUUCUCCGAAGACAACACCUUCCUUGCCUCCGAGAUCUUCGCCCACAACCCUAAAUCCGUCCUAAGCAAGAACUUCGACCUCCCCAUCUCGGCGUUCGACAACAUCCCCGACGGCGAACUCUUCAUCUUCCCCGGCACCCCCGCCCCCACCGACAUCGCCGCCCAGAACAAGUCCACUGCCGAAGGUCCCAUCGAGCGCGACCUCACCUACAGCUACCACUUUUCCGAGCAACCCGCGCACAUCGUGCCAGGUGGAAGCGUGAAGAUCGUCGACCCGCAGAACUUCCCCGCCGCUAGCAACUUCGCCGCCGCGAUCGUGACCGUCAAGCCCGGCGCCAUGCGCGAGAUCCACUGGCAUCCAACCUCCGACGAGUGGAGUUUCUUCAUCCGCGGUCAGGGACGCGCAACCCUCAUCGAAGCGCCGAGUACCGCGACGACAUUUGACUUCCACCCUGGUGAUGUCGGGUACUUCCCCAUGAGCCACUCGCACUAUAUUGAGAACACGGGCGACGAGGAUCUUGUUCUGCUGGAGGUGUUGCAGGCGGAUCAUUUCAGCGAUAUCUCGCUUGGCCAGUGGCUCGGCUCAACCGAUAAGCAGAUCGUCGGCGACACGCUGAAACUGCCUGAGAGCGCGCUGAACCACCUCAACUCCGAGAAGCAGUUUGUCGUUGCGGCGCCGACGAACCUCAACGAUACGCAGGCUUGA
Aspergillus mulundensis is the source of this 1431-nucleotide messenger RNA. RefSeq names its product putative oxalate decarboxylase. Gene Ontology annotation, biological process: oxalate metabolic process. NCBI's taxonomy places the organism in Eukaryota, Fungi, Ascomycota, Eurotiomycetes, Eurotiales, Aspergillaceae. The coding region runs from base 1 to 1431 and encodes 476 amino acids. The transcript is spliced from 7 exons. The record is from RefSeq and is a predicted model, not a curated record.